Molecule: messenger RNA, 638 nt
Organism: Phacochoerus africanus (Common warthog)
Lineage: Eukaryota; Metazoa; Chordata; Mammalia; Artiodactyla; Suidae
Gene: SMDT1
Product: single-pass membrane protein with aspartate rich tail 1
Exons: 3
Coding region: 65-388 (107 amino acids)
Biological process (GO): mitochondrial calcium ion homeostasis; calcium import into the mitochondrion
Cellular component (GO): mitochondrial inner membrane; uniplex complex
Source: RefSeq, a predicted model, not a curated record
CCCCGAGGGUGUCACGGGGGCGGGGCGGUGGGUCCGGGGCCCAGGCUAGGGGCGGAGCUGGGCGAUGGCGUCCCGAGCGGCUCGCUGGCUGGCGUUGGCGCCUGUCCGGCUUGGGGCUUUCCGGAGCGGGCUGAGCCUGAGGAAAGGGGGUGAUGUCGCUGCCGGACAGGGCCACCCAGGUCGGAAUCUGGUACCGUCGAGGUCAGUCAUCGUUACUCGCAGCGGCGCCAUUUUGCCUAAACCGGUGAAAAUGUCCUUCGGCCUCCUCCGCGUGUUCUCCAUCGUGAUCCCCUUUCUCUACGUCGGGACGCUCAUCAGCAAGAACUUUGCUGCUCUACUUGAAGAACAUGACAUCUUUGUUCCAGAGGAUGACGAUGACGAUGACUAACAGGGCAUGGACACAGUGCAGAAUGGACAAAGCCCUAACUUAAGAAGCAGUGAUGCUCACGGCCUCUCCUCCUUCCUGUCGUAUCAGCAGAUGGGCCCAGGGCAAGCCCUCAACCUCCUGACCCCAGUGAAGCCUCCGACAUGGUCGGUGACCACAGGCCAGAUUGCCAGGCUCUGGGAGGUUUCCAGAGAUACGCUGUCCCCUGGGCAUAAUCAAAUUAUAAAUAAACAUAGUGAACAUCAGCUCUGUA